This is a messenger RNA of Rhineura floridana, 5118 nucleotides long. RefSeq names its product fibronectin type III and SPRY domain containing 1 like (gene FSD1L). Gene Ontology annotation, molecular function: protein binding. NCBI's taxonomy places the organism in Eukaryota, Metazoa, Chordata, Lepidosauria, Squamata, Rhineuridae. The transcript has 14 exons. The record is from RefSeq and is a predicted model, not a curated record. Bases 164 to 1690 code for a protein of 508 amino acids.
GCUCUUGUGCUGCUGGGUUUGCUGCCGCCGCUGUCUUAAAGGCUGGUGCGGCGCUUCUAAAACAGUUAGGCCAGUAGGGCGGACGCUGUGCUCUCUUCUCUCGGUUGUUGUUUCCUUGGGGAGUGCACCCUCCCUCACCUGCCUGGUUAAAUCCGGCUUCACCAUGGAGGCGCAGAAAGAAGCUCUGCAGAGGAUUAUCUCCACACUAGCCCACAAAAAUGAUGAAAUCCAAAACUUCAUUGAAACUCUAAAUCACACUUUGAAAGGAGUUCAGGCUAAUUCUUCCAGUGUAAUUGCUGAGCUGGAUGAGGAGUUUGAUGGCUUAUACUCAAUACUUGAUGAGAUGAAGGAGAGCAUGAGAACUAGUAUAAAGCAAGAACAAGCUCAUAAAACCCAAGAACUUCAGAAUCAACUUAGCCAAUGUGGUAAUGCCCUGGAGAAUUCUGAAGAACUGCUAGAAUUUGCUACUCGCUCACUGGGCAUAAAGGACUCUGAAGAAUUUUCAAAGGCUGCCAGACAGAUCAAGGAUAGAGUCACAAUGGCUCCAGCAUUCCGCCUGUCUUUGAAACCCAAAGUGAGUGACAACAUGACACACCUGAUGGUGGACUUCUCUCAAGAAAGGCAAAUGCUCCAGGUGCUAAAGUUUUUGCCAGUUCCCAGAGCUCCAGAGAUAGUUCUAGCAGAUUGCUUGGUAGCUGACAACUCUGUAACAAUAUCAUGGCAAAUGACAGAAGAAGACAACAAAAUUGAUCACUAUGUAUUGGAAUACAGAAAAACCAAUUUUGAUGGGCUUCCUCGAAUAAAAGAUGAGCGGUGCUGGGAAUCUGUAGACUACAUUAAGGGCACUGAAUAUACAUUAUCAGGUCUGAGGUUUGACUCAAAAUACAUGAACUUUCGUGUCAGAGCUUGCAACAAGGCUGUGGCUGGGGAUUAUUCUGAUCCAGUGACAUUAGAGACAAAAGCUCUUAUAUUUAAUCUGGAUGGUUCAUCAUCUCAUCUUAACUUGAAAGUUGAAGAUUCCUUCGUUGAGUGGGAUUCCACAGGAGGCAAAAGUCAAGAAAACAAAAUAAAAGGAAAAGAGAACAAAGGCAGUUGCCAGAUUACCCUUCUGAAGAACAAUACAAGAAGUGGGACUCCAUCUCCAAAGCGGUCAUCAGUUAGCUCACGCUCACCUUUGAUAAGGGGCAGCAGAGAUAGAUUUACCGGGGAAUCAUACACAGUAUUGGGAGAUACUACUAUUGAGAAUGGACAACACUACUGGGAAGUAAAAGCCCAGAAGGACUGCAAAUCCUACAGUGUGGGAGUAGCAUAUAAAAAUUUGGGGAAGUUUGAUCAGCUAGGAAAGACUAAUACAAGCUGGUGUGUACAUGUAAAUAACUGGCUGCAGACUACAUUUGCAGCCAAACACAACAACAAAGCAAAAUCGCUAGAUGUCUCUGUUCCAGACAGGAUAGGAGUCUAUUGUGACUUUGAUGGAGGUCAGCUUUCUUUCUAUAAUGCCAGCUCAAAGCAGUUGUUGUAUACCUUCAAAACAAAAUUUACCCAACCACUAUUACCAGGCUUCAUGGUCUGGUGUGGUGGUCUCACAUUGACAACAGGGCUGCAGGUGCCGACGGCUGUGAAAACACUGCAGAAGAAUGAAAAUGGAUUAAGCGGUUCAGCUAGUAGCCUAACCAAUGUUACCCAAUGAUGUUUCCACUUCUUAAGUUAACUGCUUUUUUUUGCAGUUAUUACUCAAAGAGCUUGUGAGCAGUGGUUUAAUGUAUUCUUGCUACUUCUAAGGCCUGAGCACCACUAGUGGGGCUGAACUGAAAUGUUAGCAGGAGUGUACUGUGAAUCUGCAGUGUAAUAGGAAAAUAGACUGUUCUUUUUUUAAAGAGAAUUGGAUAUUUGAGGUUGUAGCUUUGUACUACCGUUAGACUAAGUUUGACUACUUGUCCUAUGGAUUCUUGACAGAUCAUUUCAGUAAAACAUGGAGCAAAGACAAGUACGAUCUUAGUCUAAAGGCCCUCAUCGUUUUUCUUCUCUCUAGGUUUCUGACACUCACUCCUUGACCUUGGAAAAGGAGAUGAGCUGGUGGGUAAACGCAGGAGCUUUAAAAAUGAAGACCAUCUAAAGCUAGUCUAAUUUUCCAGAACUCAUUGUAAUGAAAAGGUGGGGUGGGGGGUUAAAAUACUUAGGUUUUGUUUAUUAAUUCAAGGUAGCUUUUACACAGCUGGGCACCAUGGCUAAUGUUACCACGGUCUACAUAAUCCCAAGAAGUGCAUUUUAAACUGGUGCUUGGACACAGUGUCCAUUAACUAUGUAAAAUGCUUUGAGGAAUGGAAGAUUUCACUUUUAGUUAACUAUUGUGAGAGCAAAGUAUUUCUGACCAGUUUUCCUCUGUUAAAUCUCCAGCAUCUGUGUUUAGUAAUGAGGAAAUUUAAGACAAUUUUUGCAGUUACCCAUGCUGAUAAAACAGUCCUCCAGCUUUUCUGAAUGUGUAGAGUUCAGUACACUUAUUUGAGGUAACUGUACACUCAAAUCAAGUCAUAUUUAUCCCACUAUUUUUAUGUGUAAACUAAUGGCUUGUGCCACAUCUUGGUUUUCAGAUUGGGUCAUGAAUUACUCAGUGGACUCAAAACUAUGUAUCUGGUCAACUCCUGAUUUGUAACAUGGUAAACAUCCAGAAUGAUCUUACCUUCAAAUCUCUAAAGCACUUUUCCUUAUAUGUCAAAAGUGGAUUGUACAUUCCAGUUUUAAAGGCUUCUUAACUUCUGAGUUCCUUCCGUGAUGUUAGAAGUAUAUCAGGCUAUAGAUGGCAUGUUCACGUUUUAUACUAACAUUUUGAACUUGGCAUCCUAUUCAUUUAUCCAUUGUAGGACUUGGUAUUAGGUUUUUCAUAUUCUGUGAUCUGCUGGCUCACUCUUGAGAAAUUUCACAAAACAGUAUGAAGCAAACUGCUUUUUUAUUAAGGACAUUUGAGUGUUUUCACUUUUAGAGAAAUGGAUACAUGCAGUUAUCUUCAAAAUGUCAAAAUUCAGUUUGAAUGUUCAACUUUUCAACUGAAUAAUGUAAAUUGCUUCAUCAGAAUUCCUGUGGCUACUUUGAUCUAAUCAGUUUUCUCAAAAUGUUCCUCUUGCAAAAGAGUUCCCUAGCAACAACUCAGAGUAAAAUUUCUCAGAUCCCUUGAGUAUCAUGUUCUACCCAGUCUUAUAUUUUCUAACAAACAAUGAACCCAUUAUUUAUCUCAUUGUAACAUUCUAUACUGGAAGAAUCGUCCUAUCCUUCUGAUAUGUAUAGCUUUGUAGUUGCAGCACUUAAAUUAACUUUUUUAUUCUUUGCACACUUGACUUGUGAAAUAAAGAUGUUUUGAUAACUGGUUGGUUAUGCCCAGUGAAGAUAAAUGCCACCAUGCUGCUUGAGAGAAAAUAGAAAAUGCUAAAAGAUCUUACUGAUGCUUUGAGUACUGUAAAUGAGCAUCAGAUUACUCUGAAUCAUGCUGCUAUACUUGUAAAAUUGGAAUUACAUGUUGAAGGUUGUUGCUCUGUCUAUGAGCAGUACUGUCUUAAUAUGGCUUGUAUUUGCUAACUGAAGUGAUCUAAAAUCAGAGUUGACUGAAUAAUUUACAUGCACAAGGUCUACUGAAUUAUGCAGGCAUCUGUGUAAAUUUUCCACAAAUCAACUGAUAUGCAGUUUUUAUUCCAAGUGUAGUACUAGUGUUUAAAGAUUUGACAUGUAUCAGGAAGCAUAAACUUAGAAUGGUGGGUUAUUUUUACCCUUAUGGAAGGAUCAUUACUGUGAAAUCUGAGGCACAGGUGCUUAGUUCUGAUGGCUGCUCAGCAGGGUAGUCCCAUAUCACUUUAAUGAAAUAGGGUAUGUUGACAGAGGAAAUGGCUUAAGCACUUUAGACAUUGUUUAUGAAACUUGAGCUAACACCACUGAUCGGUUCUAGUUCUAUGGCAGGCAUGCAGAUAUUAGUGCAAUAGAGCAAAACGAUUACUUGAUUUGAUUGCAUUAACUCUUCAGGUAGAUACGCUAGAUAACAAACAAGACAUAGUGUGUAUAUAAUUUGCCUGCUCAUCCCUUGUAAAAUUAAAGUAUUUUUAUAUUUGUAGCGAAUUAAAGUUUGUUUUGUAUAUUUACAGGAAGAAACAAAUAUGUAUUGCUAACUUAGUUUACAGAAAUUAUGGAACCAUCUACUGUAACAUAAUUAUGUAACAAAAUGUGACUCCCUUUUAUGUUAUAGAGUAGCAAACAGAAUACACAAUUGAACUUAAAUCCAAAACUAUGAGCUUGUUUAGGUUUCAGAAGAGCAGCUAAAAGCCCAAGCCAUACAUAUGGUAAUAUGAAUGGGAUUUUAAGGGUCUAAUAUUUGGAACUUAUACUAUGACUAUAUGAGAUAGUCUAAGAAUUCAGUUUAAGUUUGAGGACUAUGUAAUGAAUCCAUAAUACAUCCUUAUCCUUUAACUGAAUGAAGCAGAAAUAUUCAUAUAAGAUCGCCUCUGUUCUCUACCUUGUCUCCUAGGACCAGAUUCAUUUAUGUGGUGCAGAACAGUUUUGAGGCAAUCUGUAAUCUAGCAAAUACUGGCAUUUUAAUUAUGCAACUUAUAACUUAGUGUGUGGUGUAUCAAUAAAGUUUAUUAGUGUGUGACUGCCACACUUGUUGACCUUACAUUUUAUGGUCAUUACUUUUGUCCUUGGCAUUAAACUGAAGUGUUCUGGAACCUUACUGAUUUAAAAGGGAAAUCUAAACCUGUAUUCUCAGUACUGUACAAUGAGCAGUUUCUCUCCAUAAGUGGACUGUUCAUUUUCACCACUGAUAAAAACAUGUCUGCAUGUGCCUUCUCAAAGUGGCUCCCUAUCAUUGCUCCGGCAUAAAGUAUUGAGAUAAGAAUGCAUAUUAAUUUUACAUUCACACUGAUCUUACUAAAUGUGGACACUGCAUUGACAGUACCUCAGGUAUUCAGUGCUUCAUUCUUUAUCCUAGCCAAGUAUUCUCAGACAACAGGCCUACCUGCCAUAACACUGUACAACUGGGGUGCUUUAGAGCCCAUGGGGUGUUUUUAUUUGCUGUGUCUUUAAGUCAAAUACGUUUUGCAGGGGUUUUGUAUUAAUAAACUUAUGAAAACUCGUAAA